ACAAAUAUAUUAUUCCUAUUUAAUAUAUUGUAGACAUUUAGUACGUAAUAAAUAUGUUUAGCGAACAAGUCUUUCGACUUGUCGACCACUGUACAUUUUCCACCUUACAAUGUAAUAUUACGUGAUACAUUUUCCUAAAUUGUCUACCCAACGACUUUUUGUGAUGGUAUAAACAAUAAUGUCGAAGUUCUGUAGUCAUGAUUUACGGUCUGUUUCUUUGAGAGAGGACACAUCUUUUCAACUAACAAAAAACGUUGUUAACUUAGUUUUAAUAUACAUGCAUGAGUUUACAUCUUCUUUUUAGCUCCUUGAUGAGUCUUAUUUAACCAGUGUUCAAUCUGAUUUUAAGUUACGGGAUAAUCCAUUCAAAAUUACGAAUCAUGAAUAGUCACAGUCGUCAUACUAAUUUCUAUUGCUUGUUUAACGCAGAUCAUUCAGUCAGCCAUCCAAAGUAAAACCUAACACAUGUGCAUCCACUCAAGUUCGCACAUCACAUUAGCACAGCACGAUAAAUCCCUGUGUAGUAGAAAUAGUAACAGUAUCAGUAGUAAUAGAAAUUAUUAGGUAUAGAAAAAAAGAAGGGUAUAAGGAGAUUUUGAUAUUCAGAUUCGAAAGGAAGACAAAGUGGACGCACCUGCGCCAUUGCGAACGAUUCUGGGUCAUGUCAUCUAAAGUCUCUGAUCAUUGGUUAACAUAAUCACGCGGACCCUAACCGUGUAGUUUACUCUUAUUAAAAAGGCUCAGGCCAACAAUUAAUGACUUCAAACAUUGAGGCUAAGCUUUUGUUUUGCCGUCUCCACCUUUCAGUCUACAACUGACAACAUUACCCGUCAAAAAAGUCAACGGUUGAGAAUACAUAACUCAUGUCUCAACCACUUCAAUUGGUGAAGAUUUAUUACUCCAUCAGCCAGCUCGCUAUCUUUACAUAGUACCUCAGUAUUGCUCGCUCUGUAGUCACAAAAUACACAAGCGACGAGACCUGUCCAAUUUUAUGGAGUUAUAUACGCCGCAAUUAAAAAAUAGUUGCAUGCCCUUAAGCCAUAAGAAUCACGAUUUUAGCGCGGAGAAAAGUCAAUAUGAUAAGACAACAUUCAUAACUCAAAGUCCUAACCAUACACUUAGCUUCAAGGAACUCUAGACCUCUUUGUGUAAUUAUUUACAAUUCACCAGUAUAAUACGUAUCACUGAAAACGCUUAUAACUAUGGGUGUUUGUUAUGAUGAUUAUUCUAAACUGCUUUUUCAUAGGUGGCCUGAAAUCAACAAAUGAUUUACAACAGGUGCUAGAUGAAAUAAUAAAAAUGGAUCCUUCUUUUAAUUUGGAGUCAUUUAUACGUUAUUGCCGAUUUAUCGUUAUUCCGAAUGUACUUGAGGCUAUAGUAAGGGGAGACUUACGUAUUCUCCACGAUUGGUGUCAUGAAGCGCCGUAUAAUGUUCUGGCAACACCUUUAAAACAGAUGAAAGAACUUGGGUAUAUUUCUGAAUCUCGCAUAUUGGAUGUACAUAAUGUUGAUGUUCAAAUGGGCAAAAUGAUGGAGCAAGGACCAGUGCUGAUAAUCACAUUCCAAGCACAACAAAUAAAUUGUAUUCUUGAUAAAAACGGAAAUUUGCAUGAAGGUGAUCCAAAUAAAGUACUACGUGUGACUAAUGUUUGGGCUUUGUGUCGUGAUCAAAGUGAAAUGAAUCCAUUAGCUGCAUGGCGUGUGUUAGAUAUUGCCAUGAUGCCAUCUGAACAAUGGAUGUGA
Messenger RNA from Schistosoma rodhaini, 1743 nucleotides. NCBI's taxonomy places the organism in Eukaryota, Metazoa, Platyhelminthes, Trematoda, Strigeidida, Schistosomatidae. The record is from the annotation of a GenBank genome assembly.